UGGAUUUUAGUCAACGGUCAUACUGUUGCAAGAACAAUAAAAACACUGAUAAAAACAUAAUUUACUGCCUUUGUUCGUACCCAGCUGUUUUAUCAGCUUAUUUUACUGGGCUUAGCAAUCAUUGUUGUCCAGUGCGCCAGUUAAACUUUGUACUCCCUCGCAACAACAUGGCUGCUUUUCAGAUGGGAUCGGGCCACGCAGUGCCCAUGACCCUCUUCCGGGGCAACAGGAGUCGCGCCGUAAAGGCCAUCCUCCAGGAGCUACUGCCGAGUCUCAAGUUCAAUUCGGGUAACUUGCUAGUGCUCCUCGAGGGCGGUAAGGAUAAGAGCUUAUACAACACAGACGUGGAUUACGUUUUCAGGCAAGAGUCCUAUUUCCAGUACUUGUUUGGAGUUAAGGAGCCGGGAUGCUAUGGCAUUCUUACCAUUGACGUGAAGACGGGUGUCCACAAGAGCAUUCUGUUUGUUCCUCGCUUUCCCGAUGAGUACGGCACUUGGAUGGGCGAUCUGCUCGGAACGCAGGACUUCAAGGACAUGUACGAGGUAGAUGAGGUUUUCUAUGGCGACGAACUGAAUGUUUAUCUGGAGGGAGCGUCGCCCAAGCUGAUUCUUACGUUGAGUGGCACCAACAGCGAUAGUGGUCUCACCCUCCAGCCGCCAGAUUUUGCCGGCAAGGAGAAGUACGUGACCGACUGCGAUAUACUCUACCCCAUUCUGUCCGAAUGUCGGGUGAUCAAGUCGCCUGAGGAAAUCGAGGUUCUGCGUUAUGUAGCAAAGGUUUCUUCGGACGCCCACAUCAAAGUAAUGAAGUUUAUGCGCCCCGGUAGAAUGGAGUUCGAAGGCGAGUCCUUGUUCCUUCACCACGCCUACUCCGUGGGUGGCUGUCGACACGCCUCGUAUACCUGCAUCUGCGGAAGUGGAACGAACUCAUCAAUUUUACAUUAUGGACACGCUGGAGCACCGAACAGUCGACCUGUUCAGGACGGAGAUAUCUGCCUGUUCGACAUGGGUGCCAACUAUUGCGGCUAUGCCGCAGAUAUCACCUGCACUUUCCCGGCCAAUGGCAAGUUUACCGAGGACCAAAAGUUUAUAUACAACGCCGUUCUGGAUGCCCGCAAUGCCGUUAUGGAAUCGGCUAGAGAUGGGGUGUCUUGGGUGGACAUGCACAAGCUGGCGGGGCGGGUGCUGCUACAGCGGCUAAAGGAUGGCGGCAUGUUGAAGGGUGAUGUGGAGGAGAUGCUCGAGGCAGGUCUUUCCGGUGUGUUCCAGCCUCAUGGCUUGGGCCAUUUGAUCGGCUUGGAUGUGCAUGAUGUGGGCGGCUAUCUGCCAGGGGAGCCAAAGCGUCCCAGCGAACCGUGGUUAAGCAAGUUGCGCUUUGCUCGCAUCCUUAGGGCUGGUAUGUAUGUAACCAUCGAACCCGGAUGCUACUUUAUCAAUUGGCUGAUGGACCAGGCCUUGGCCGAUCCGGACAUUGUUAAAUACAUCAACGUAGAUAUGUUUAACCGCUUCCGAGGAUUUGGCGGAGUACGCAUCGAGGACGAUGUACUAAUUACAAAAACUGGCGCUGAGAACUUUGCAAUCGUUCCACGAACAGUUGCGGAAAUCGAGGCAACGAUGAGUUCGCCUUAAAUACGAGCUGCAGCUUAGAAUGGCAUCAUAAUUGUAAGCUUGUGCAUAUGUAGUAUACUGUAUCAUAAUCAAAUUAUGGGAUAUUCAAAAAAUAAAUAUCAAUAUCAUUUUGCAAAUAAACUUUAACUGAUAUCUAA
Messenger RNA from Drosophila eugracilis, 1765 nucleotides. It is a transcript of the gene Dip-C, whose product is annotated as xaa-Pro dipeptidase. Gene Ontology annotation, molecular function: manganese ion binding; metalloaminopeptidase activity. The transcript has a single exon. Bases 168 to 1628 code for a protein of 486 amino acids. Lineage: Eukaryota; Metazoa; Arthropoda; Insecta; Diptera; Drosophilidae. The record is from RefSeq and is a predicted model, not a curated record.